AUGGCCCCCUCCACCAUGUCCGUCUGCUCUGACGCCCACACCGAGUCCUCCUGGCAGGUGGACGACUGUCCAGAGAGCUACUGCGAGCCCCGCUGUAUCCCCAGCUGCUGUGUCCCCUGCUGCACCCCCAGCGACUGCCAGUCCAGCUGCUGUGCCCCAGCUCCCUGCCUGACCCUCGUCUGCACCCCAGUGAGCUGUGUGUCCAGCCCCUGCUGCCAAUCCACCUGCCCCAGCUCCUGCACAUCAUGCUGUCAACAGUCCAGCUGCAGCUCCUCCCCCUGCCAACAGUCCUGCUGUGUGCCCCUCUGCUGCAACUCCUCCCCCUGCAGCAGCUCCUCCCCCUGCUGUGUGACCCUCUGCUGCAAGCCCGUCUGCUGUGAACCUGUCUGCUGUGCUCCGGUCUGCUCUGGAUCCCCCUGCGGCCAGCAGUCUAGCUGCCAGCCCUCAUCCCAGUCGUCCUGCUGUGCACCCCUCUGCUGCAAGCCCGUCUGCUGCACACCCAUCUGCUGUGGGUCUUCCUCAUCCUGCUGCCAGCAGUCCAGCUGCCAGCCCUCGGGCUGCAGCUCCUCCCCCUGCGACAGCUCCUCCCCCUGCUGUGUGACCCUCUGCUGCAAGCCCAUCUGCUGCAAGCCUGUCUGCUGCACACCAGUCUGCUGUGAACCUGUCUGCUGUGAGCCCCUCUGCUCUGGAUCCUUCUGCGUCCAGCAGUCUAGCUGCCAGCCCUCAAGCUCCCAGUCAUCCUGCUGUGCACCCCUCUGCUGCAAGCCCGUCUGCUGCAGACCCUGCUCCAGCGUGUCCCUGCUCUGCCGCCCCGUGUGCAGACCCGCCUGCUGCGUGCCCGCCUCCUCCUGCUGUGCCUCCUCCUGCCAGCCCAGCUGCUGCCAAGGGUCCUCCUCCCUGUCCCUGCUCUGCCGCCCAGCCUGCUCCACCACCUCCACCAUGUCCGUCUGUUCCAGUGACCUGAGCUACGACAGCCGAGUCUGCCUGCCCGGCUCCUGUGGUUCCUGCACAGACUCCUCCUGGCAGGUGGAUGACUGCCCAGAGAGCUGCUGCGAGCCCUGCUGUGACCCCAGCUGCUGUGCCCCCUGCUGCGCCCCCAGCUGCUGCCAGUCCAGCUGCUGUGCCCCAGCCCCCUGCCUGACCCUCGUCUGCACCCCAGCGAGCUGUGUGUCCAGCCCCUGCUGCCAAUCCACCUGCCCCAGCUCCUGCACACCAUGCUGUCAACAGUCCAGCUGCCAGCCAGCUGGCUGCAGCUCCUCCCCCUGCUGUGUGACCCUCUGCUGUAAGCCUGUCUGCUGCAAGCCCGUCUGCUGCACACCCAUCUGCUGUGGGUCUUCCUCAUCCUGCNGCCAGCAGUCUAGCUGCCAGCCCUCAAGCUCCCAGUCGUCCUGCUGUGUGCCCCUCUGCUGCAAGCCCGUCUGCUGCAGACCCUGCUCCAGCGUGUCCCUGCUCUGCCGCCCCGUGUGCAGACCCACCUGCUGUGUGCCCGCCUCCUCCUGCUGUGCCUCCUCCUGCCAGCCCAGCUGCUGCCGCGGGUCCUCCUCUGUGUCCCUGCUCUGCCGCCCGGCCUGCUCCAGCCAGGCCUGCUGUGGCCUCUCCUCCGGACAGAAGUCCAGCUGCUGA
This is a messenger RNA of Nannospalax galili (Upper Galilee mountains blind mole rat), 1623 nucleotides long. RefSeq names its product keratin-associated protein 10-9-like. Gene Ontology annotation, cellular component: keratin filament. Bases 1 to 1623 code for a protein of 540 amino acids. Lineage: Eukaryota; Metazoa; Chordata; Mammalia; Rodentia; Spalacidae. The transcript is spliced from 4 exons. The record is from RefSeq and is a predicted model, not a curated record.